This is a messenger RNA of Pectinophora gossypiella (pink bollworm), 1209 nucleotides long. RefSeq lists its product as uncharacterized. The record is from RefSeq and is a predicted model, not a curated record. The transcript is spliced from 2 exons. Bases 51 to 1130 code for a protein of 359 amino acids. NCBI's taxonomy places the organism in Eukaryota, Metazoa, Arthropoda, Insecta, Lepidoptera, Gelechiidae.
UAACAAAAUAUCAGGUUGUGGUGUUCAAAUCGUUCAUUCAAAUACGCAAAAUGCAAUUGAGUGAACGUUUACUCGUCGUGUUAGUUUUACUGUGCACUGUUGUUUAUUGUGAAGACAAGACAGAACCAAAGCGAAAAGGACGACAUCUCCUUGCUCUGCUUGGCUACUUACACGGCUACAAAAUAGGUCAAGAAUAUGCUUUACAAUACCCCUCAUACUUGAUUACACCGAUCGUCGUCGUGCCUUCAGUAAACCAACAGCAAAGUGUUAAUAUCCAAAGUGGAGGUACAGAUGAAAAGUAUCAAGAAAAUGGUGGAACUAUUCAGACGAUUACUCAUGACAAAAUCAUGUGCAAAAAUAAUACAAAUACAAGUAAAAAUGAAGACAUUACAGAUACAAGCCAUAUGAAUGACGAUAUCGAAGUCCGCAUAGUUACUAAACCAGUUGACAUGAAAGUUGAAACUAUCAAAAAAGACGCAGAAAAUAUUACAACUAUGUUAAGACAAGGUCUUACAAGUGAUGAAAAUGUGACUAAUACAAAUACAAGUACCACUACGGCGGACUUAGUACUGGAAACAUUGAUAAAUACAACUGAAAAUAAAAACAACAUUGGUACAACUACUAUAAGAUCAUAUCCGUCAGCAGAAUAUGACAAUCAAGAGAUUAACUCUUUGAGUCUCACAACUAGUCUACCUAUUGAAGGAAAUCAAGCUCUGCCUCCUAUUAAAGAUAACAGAUGGCAAAAUUUCUCUUUAGAAACAAAUCUCAGCGAUAUAAUGUCUGAUGAUAAUGUGACAAUGAUAAAUGAGCAACAGAAUAAUACACUUCCAUCUUCAUUGUCUACCGAAAACGUAACAGAAUAUCCUACUCUUAUAGAGACUAUUACUUACAAAGGACCUUACCCUAACGCGUGGUAUUACCAUCCAGCGAUUGAUCAAUUAUCAAUAACGACAAAUUAUUAUACAAAUGAGCCACCUCCACCUGUAAAUGAUAGAUGGGGGUCGUUUUCCCCAAUGAAUAAAAUUACACUACCUAGUGGAUUUAGACCUCUCGCUGGCUUGUAUUACGAUGGAUUUUUGCAUACACCUUUAAAAAAAUAUGGAUUCUUUUCACAAAAUUCUUGGAAAUGAAUUAGUUAAUACAAUAAUGUUUUUGAUUUAUAUAUGUAAUAAAAAACAUUUAAGAAUAAAAACGUUAUAAUUAUCUCAA